Molecule: messenger RNA, 829 nt
Organism: Arabidopsis thaliana (thale cress)
Lineage: Eukaryota; Viridiplantae; Streptophyta; Magnoliopsida; Brassicales; Brassicaceae
Exons: 1
Coding region: 162-548 (128 amino acids)
Source: RefSeq, marked reviewed
AUGCUUUACACUUUUUCAAAAGACAAACGCGUCCCUCGUUACCCUAUAUUUUUUAAAAAAAGCAACAAACAAAAACCAAUUCGACAAAUCUCCAUUCCAACUGUAACCAAAAAAAGAGAAAAGCAAAAAAAACACUCUCUGCGAUUCACACUAAGUAUCUAAUGUAUCAAGAUCGUCAAGGCGUUGUAGGAGGCGGAGGCGGUGGCGGUUCUGCGCCACACGGAAUCAUACUCGCCGUCGUUGUUGCAUUAGUGGUGCUUGUUCCGUUCUUCAUCGGAGACAGUGGUGAGGCCAUUACAGAUGCGAUCGCAGAGCUUCUUAGUCCGGUGGGACUUCUAUUGCUUCCUAUCAUCCUCCUCCUCACUAUACAGUUUCUCUCGUCGGAACGUGGUUCCUUCGUGUCGGCCAUUUUCUCCACCGGAGAACCAGAAUCGAUUCACAGGGUUAGCGGAUCUCCCGUGGGUGUUGCUCUCUUCCUCGUACUGAUCUUGUUCUUACUCUACUACCGCUUCUCUAUCUUCGGCGGAGAUGAUGGUUCCGAUGACUGAUGCGACGUCGUCUUUUCAGAUCUAGUUUUUUCCCUCUUUUUCUUUUUUAGGGAAAACAAUAUAUUUAUGUCUUUAUUCGAUUUUCGUUUUUAUUUUAUUUUGUUUGACAGUUGAAAGUCAAACUAUAUACAGCAGUUGCAUUUCAUGUAGGUACGCACGUGUGAGUCACGUGAGUGAUGAGUGUACUGAGGUUGUAUAAUUUAGUAAACAUGAUGUGAUUACGAUUAAUAUGAAUCCCGAACUUUUAAUUAGCUCCGGUUCUGGAUUUCAAAAUAAAAUGC